This is a messenger RNA of Medioppia subpectinata, 1342 nucleotides long. The record is from the annotation of a GenBank genome assembly. Lineage: Eukaryota; Metazoa; Arthropoda; Arachnida; Sarcoptiformes; Oppiidae.
UAUUUUAGAAUUCAUUAAAGGCAUUGGCGCGAGCGUGUUUCGUAAUUCCACAAAGCACUUUGCGGUGGAAAUUACAAAAAUGAGCAAGAUCUAUGGCCCAGUGUUUACUCUAUGGAUCGGACCAUUACCAUUUGUGUUUAUAUGCGACCUGAAUAUGGCUCGCGAGUCGUUUAACAAGAUUGAUUUUACCGGACGCCCUCUUUCGCAAUUAGGUAGCAUAUAUUGUAAUGCGAAACAUAAAGACGUUAUUUACGACGAUUACAUUUACAUCAAAAUUGAUAAUAGAAAGUACGCAAAAUCAAAGGCCUUGUCUGAAUUGGUGGACCAUAAUGUGUGUCAAAUGGUCCGACGGAUUAUAGCUGAUAAUGAGGGUAUGGAUCGACCGUUUUCGUCGCACGACUACGUGUAUGAUGUGUUCGCAAAUAUUUUAGCCUCAAUCGUGUUUAGCGAAAAAUUGGAUAGUGAACAGGCUGAAUUGAAAAUGUUGAAAUACAUCACGUCUGACUUUCAAACUGAUCUUGGUAACACACUAUUUCUAUACGAGUUUAUACCUGUGUUGCGCUAUUUUAUGGCCAACCCUUUGAUCAAAUAUAAGCAACAUUUUGAUCAUCUCAUGGAUUAUACGCGAAAUAUAUACCAAAAACACGACCAAACAUAUGAUGGGAACAAUUUGAGGGACUUUUGCGAUAUACUUAUCGCCGCCAAACACGACGCCAUUGCCGACGACAAACGGACGGCACCCUAUUUUACCGAUGAUAACCUGCCCGCCGUCUUGAUUGAUAUGUUUACAGCUGGCACUGAAACAAGUCAGACAACAUUUCAAUGGAUACUGUUGUAUUUGGCCUAUUAUCCGAAUUACCAGGAUAAGUUGCGCGCAGAGAUUAGCCGAGAGAUUGGCGAUCGGGUGCCGGUAGUAGACGACAAGUGCCGCUUAAACUACACGAUGGCCUUUAUAUCGGAAAUAUUACGGCACAGAAAUCCCCUACCAAUAGGACUAUUUCAUAAGACUAUGGUUAACACCAAAUUGGCUGGUCACUCUAUACCUGAAAACACCAAGAUCGUAUUGAAUCAGUACUCCAUUCUGACCGAUCCAAAGCACUGGGAAAAUGCGGACGUAUUUGAGCCAGAAAGAUUUCUGGAUAAUGGUGGUGAAUUUAUACGUACAAAACCCGCGGCUUAUAUACCGUUCAGUUACGGUCGUCGUAUAUGUCCGGGCGAAACGUUGGCUAUCAAUGACAUAUUUUUGGUCCUGUUGACUAACGAUUAUCGCAUUGAACUUUAUAACGAGCAUGGUCGUGAAAACAAUCUUAAUCAGCUCGAGCCCCAUGCGGCGAAUACAAAU